AUGCGUUUCUCAACUCUCCUUUCAUCGGCGGCGCUGAUGUACGAGGCCGCUUCAGCAGCCAGCGUGGAGUACAAAGAUGCUGAUACUGGAAUCACUUUCCAGCAAUUUACCGACACGAGCAGCAAGUUCACCUUUGGUAUCGCCCUUCCUAAGAACCCCAGCACAGACUUUAUCGGUCAGAUCAUCGCUCCUAUUUCCGAGGGAUAUGCUUCCGUCGGUAUGGGCUCCACCAUGGCCAAGAAGCUCCUCGUGGUUGCUUGGCCCAACGAUGGCAAGGUCCUCACUUCAGUCCGCCAGGCUAGUGGUUACACCAACCCCUCCGUUCUCGACGACGAUACUGUUACUAUCAAGCCCAUCGAGAAGGGUGUCUCCGUCGGUGCUGACUCCUUCACCUUCACUUUCCUGUGUGAGGGCUGUAUCAAGACCGACGGUACCACCUUCAAGGCCGCUGAUGCCAACGCUGUUCUCGGUUUCGCUAUCAGCUCUACCGCUCUUGACACCCCAUCCGAUGCUACGUCUGCCCUCAACUACCACGGUGCUGGCUUUGGUGGCUUCUCUCUCGAUACCGCCGCUGCUCAGUCCGCCGACUUCGAGACCUGGGCCAAGAUGGCUUCAUCUGGCACCGUUACCACGCCCGGCGGCUCUACCGGUACUCCUGCUGGUAACUUCACCACCGUUGUCUCCAACAUGACCUACGACUACAUCGUUGUUGGUGCUGGUGCUUCCGGUCUGAUCGUCGCCGAGCGUCUUCUUGAGUCCAAGAAGUCCGUUCUCCUCCUCGAGCAAGGCAAGGCUUCUAUGUACGCCUCCGGUGGCCGCUCUGUCAUGGACUGGAACUCAACCAUCACGCAGUAUGACACUCCGUCGAUGGCUUACCAUCUCACAACUGCAAAGGAUACCUCUGAGUACUGCACUGACACCGCCAGCAUGGCCGGUUGUAUUCUUGGUGGCGGAACUGUUGUCAACGCCCAAAUGUUCGUUCGACCCCAGCCCGCUGAUUUCGACGACAAGUGGCCCACCGGCUGGAAGUGGCAGGAUGUCCAGUCUUCUGCCGACAAGCUUUACGAGAGAACACCGGGCACCCUGAACCCUACCAAGGAUAUGAAGCGAGUUGACCAGGGUGCUUGGGACGUCCUCAGCAAGUGGUUCUCCGGCCUUGGCUUCACCGAGGUCGAUGGCAUCCAGGAGCCUAGCAAGAAGAAGGCUGUCUUCACUCACCCUCCUCUCAUGGUCACUGACGGUCUGCGAGCUGGUCCCGUCCGUGACUACCUCCCCCUGGCUCAGGCCAACCCCAACUUCAAGCUCCAGCUCAACACCAAGGUCAUGCGUGUCAUCCGUGAUGGCAAGAGCGUCACUGGUAUCGAAGUCCAGUCUGGUCCUUCAACCCGCCAGAUCAUCAACCUGAAGACCAACGGUGCUGUCAUCCUCGCUGCUGGCGCUCUUGCUACUCCCCGUCUUCUCGUCAACUCUGGCAUCGGCCCCUCUGAGCAGAUCGAGGCUGUUGCCAGCGGUAGCCAGCGUCUCACCAUGCCCUCCAAGGACCAGUGGCUUAACCUCCCCGUCGGAGAGAACCUGAAGGACCACCCCAUCUUCACCGUCAAGGUCAAGACCAAGCAGUCCCUCCCUGCUCUGAGCGACUCUGCCUUCACCGAGCCUAGCCAGACCGACAUUGAUCUUUUCGCUCAGGGCUCCGGUCUUCUUGCCCAGUCUGGCCAGCGAUUCAUUUUCUGGGACAGCGUCACAGGCUCUGACGGCGUCGAGCGAUACGUCCAGGGUACUUGCGCUCCCGCUGGUGACGAUGCUCUCAAGAUCAAGGUCUACCUCACCCACGGUGCCACCUCCAGCGGUGCCCUUACCGUGACCAGCUCUGGUGCUACCAAGCUUGUUGGCGAGCCUUACCUCAAGACUACCGGCGACAAGGAGGCCGUCAAGACCUUCAUGCAGAAGCUCAUCGACUAUGCUGCCAAGCCUAACAGCACUAUCACCAUCCCCAGCAAUGCUACUGCUCAGAGCCUCAUGGCUGAGUACGUCAGCGGCUCUCACUUCGUUGGUAGCGCCAUUAUGGGUACUGAGAACGAUGGCUCCAGCGUUGUCGACACUGACGCCAAGGUCUGGGGCACCGAGAACCUGUUCGUUGUUGACGGUUCCAUCCACCCUGAUCUUCCUACUGGUAACACCCAGGCCAUCAUCAUGGUUGCUGCUGAGCACGCUGCUGUCAAGAUCCUCGGCGGCGGAAGUGGUGUUGUUAGCCCUGUCGUUCCCUCCAACGGCACCGUUACUACUCCCGCUACGGAAACUGCUCCUGUUACCACACCUGUUACUACUCCCGUCGGUUCCAAGAAGCCCUCCAAGUGUAAGAGGGCCCUCCGACACCGUCGCAGCCGCCGUCACAUCUAA
Molecule: messenger RNA, 2397 nt
Organism: Fusarium sp. VM40
Lineage: Eukaryota; Fungi; Ascomycota; Sordariomycetes; Hypocreales; Nectriaceae
Source: the annotation of a GenBank genome assembly